Molecule: messenger RNA, 1371 nt
Organism: Gregarina niphandrodes
Lineage: Eukaryota; Apicomplexa; Conoidasida; Eugregarinorida; Gregarinidae
Product: WD domain, G-beta repeat protein
Exons: 1
Coding region: 1-1371 (456 amino acids)
Molecular function (GO): protein binding
Source: RefSeq, a predicted model, not a curated record
AUGACGGAAUUGGCGGUGGUGUUAGUGUUAGAGGAAGAGGGAGUGGUCCUGACUUCCCCCGGCCCCUUUGUGUUGCCCAUGACUACGACGGUGGGUGAGUUGAAUAAAUUGGUUAAUGAGUUGUUGAAGAAGCCGACAGAAAGCGGGGGGGUAGAGGAAAUGGGUUCUUGGUCGUUUCGAAUAGACGGUGUGAGGAUUAUUACGGACAUCUUAUCGAUCGUUACGGAGCUGCCCGAGUUCAGUACGGAAAACACGGUAAAGAUUGAGGUGUAUCGUCCCGUGCGUGUACUGAAGUGCGCAGACGCCGGAGAUACUCCAGAUGCUAUAAUAGACCUGCUGCCAGCUACGAAUAAGGACUUGGCAUGUUUGGGUUCGCGAGCUAACGUGACCUUGAAGGCGCGGAACGACUUGACGGAGAACAAAGCCGUCAUUCGAUCGGACGAGCCCAACUCUGUCGCACUGCUGCGACUGACCCCACAAUUUCACCUCUUGGUCACGGCGUGUGGCACGGUACAAUUGGUAGAUAUGCAGGCGCACACAAAUGUGGCAUACGGCAAGAUUCAUGUCGCCAGUCGCAUCUCGGCCGCCGCUCUCUCACCGACAUUGGACAUGCUAGCCGUGGGCGACGCGGAUGGAUCUUUGGCUGUAUACAAGCUACCUGCGGCGGUACUGGAGCUAGCCCAAGCUCAAGAGUUAGCCCAAGCUCAAGAGUUAGCCCAAGCUCAAGAUAGUGCUGUUAACGAUAGUCCGACUAAGGUCAGCAGUCGUAAGAGAAAUCUGACGAAUGAAUAUAAAUGGGUGCUGUCUAGCCCAGUCUUGAAGAAAAGCACGUUCCAAAUGCCGGUAUCUUGGAUACGGUUUUAUCAGGACUCAAUCAACAGAAUUUAUUCCAUUAUUGCUACAAGCCUUGACGGAUAUUUAAAGGUCAUGGACUACAUAGAUGGUAGUGUGUACAAUAAUUUUAAUACAGGCAAAGGUAUCACAUCCGCAUACCUACUACAUAACCAUCUAGUUACGGGACAUGUAGACGGCAGAUUAAAGCUCUGGAACCACGAUGUUAGCCUCUAUCAAAAAGAGAGCUCCGCCACACUCAAGUGCUUGCAAGUCAGCAAAGCACACAGCAAAGCCAUCACAGACGUCUGUAUCUGUCCUCGAGGACCACGCAUCUUCAUCGUGUCCGCCAGCAAUGAUAAAACCGUGUGCUUCACGGACAUAAAAUCGCCUGCCCCUGAAACAAGUAUCCUCGUCGGAGAAACGGCACCUGGCAAAGUUGGGGACUACGGAUUGUAUCCAACCGCGCUUCUUGUCGACGGGAACGAUAUAUUCGUAGGCACCAACAACAAUCGGGUAUAUAGAUACUCGCUACUCUAA